GAAUCCAGCAUCAUGACAAGAAGGGAUAUUUGGGGUUGGAAACCUACUCGUUACUCUGUCUUUCUGCGAAGAAACUUGGGUUUGUGCAUAGCUGUGCCUUGGACUUUGUAUGCUCUCUCUUCAUACUUCUUGGAUCUUGAUGGUAAUUGGAAAAGAAAUAAGGAAGAAAAUCGAGUUAUGAUCAAGAAAGCCAUGAAAAACCUGGAUAUCGUGAGGAAGAUGAGGGAGGAAACGGAGCAUUCGGUUAUGAG
Striga hermonthica is the source of this 251-nucleotide messenger RNA. Lineage: Eukaryota; Viridiplantae; Streptophyta; Magnoliopsida; Lamiales; Orobanchaceae. The record is from the annotation of a GenBank genome assembly.